AUGGCAUUCCGGGCAGCCAUAUUCGGUGCAAGACAGGCAACAAAUCAGGCAGGAAUGAACUGGCAGUGUCUUGCAGCACAGCGCAACACUUGGAUAAACUUUGACGCCAUCAUCAUUCAGGCGCUGGGCAGCAGCACAGCAUUGAAAGGAAAAGUGGAACCUGAACGCGAGUCCCGUAUGCAGUCCGUAUGCCAAGCAGAAUGGCAUCUCCCUUUCGCCAACAGCAAACAAGCCGCCCUGAGUGGGCCGGAUACAUCGGUAGUGCUCACCUUGGCUACUGUUACAGUUGCUCUCGCUCCUUUUCAACUUCUCAGUUUGACUGACUAG
Parastagonospora nodorum SN15 is the source of this 327-nucleotide messenger RNA. RefSeq lists its product as hypothetical. The record is from RefSeq and is a predicted model, not a curated record. Lineage: Eukaryota; Fungi; Ascomycota; Dothideomycetes; Pleosporales; Phaeosphaeriaceae. The coding region runs from base 1 to 327 and encodes 108 amino acids. The transcript is spliced from 2 exons.